Molecule: messenger RNA, 19224 nt
Organism: Solenopsis invicta (red fire ant)
Lineage: Eukaryota; Metazoa; Arthropoda; Insecta; Hymenoptera; Formicidae
Exons: 4
Coding region: 17625-19220 (531 amino acids)
Source: RefSeq, a predicted model, not a curated record
AAGUAACUUUUCAAUUUUGGUAUUUUUUUCAAUUAAAGACAAUAAAGAUAUUUUAAACGAUCGAGCUACAGAAAACAUUUUGCAUAUUUAUACAAGAUUACUGUAUAAUCUUGGGCUACAAAGUUCUCGAAGAUUUAUAUCUUUAAAAUGAUGCACACAGUUAAUUAAAAAUCAAAUUGAUAUAUGUAAAAAAAAUGCAGCUUUCCUGUUUGGAAAUUGCGAUAAUGUGGCUCGUGACAAUGUAUAUGUACGUUUCGCCGACAGUAAAAACAAGAUCUGCAUAGAAAGAUCGUGUGAAGCGAAACCAGAUCCAGUUACCAGUUUCCAUUGUCAAAAUAUAUAACAUGACAUUUAUACAACACGCGCUGAUCUUAUAACACUGCAUGCGUAUAAUUGCAGAAAUCAUUAUUAUAUGAUUCUUUAUCAGAAACGUCAAAUAGAAAACUUAUCUUUAAGACGAGAAAUGGAACUAUUGCACGAAAGAAAAAACGAAUUGUUCCCAAGAUAAGUUCGAUAACUUUGAAAUUUUUCAGCCGCGCUUUGUCAACGUAGAACUCGAUAAUAAACGAAUGGAGAUUGAAUAUACCGACUGGUCGUGGUUGUAGACUGCACGUUUGUGCAGGUUAUGACGACGAUAAUUUUGCGUACACGCGGUUCCUUCCCUCGUGGUUACACACGGAGCCUAGCUGUAAAACCUUAAUGCGAACGUCCCGCCCUUUUUUACGAUGUAACGUAAGAAGAUAAAGAUGUUCGGAAAUAAAUGGCCGGCCAAUUGGAGCAAUUCCGGUUGGGGUGUAAAAACAUAAAACCCGAGUAGAGAUAUUACGCGAGAACGUUCCGCGCGCUUAUGAGUCUUGCCGAAAGCAAGGAAAUUAUUUCCCUUUCACACGGAAAUUACUUACAGAAGAACGCGUGUAUUCUGCAUCUUCCAGACGAGUUAUUUUUGCAAACGAAUUAUUUUGCAUUGCAUCAUGUGUGAAAUUAUUAAUCGCAAUAAAAUUCAAAUCAGACAUACAACAACAUUUUCCUCAAUAAUAAAAUUAAUCGCGGAAUUUUGAAGCAUUUAAGCGAGAAGUUUUGAAACUUUAUUGUAGCAAUGAUUUCCGUUUAUUCCUUUUAAUUUGUCACGUGUAUUUGCGUAUCAUGUUUUUUUUUUUAUCAAGAAUGUUCUAUUAUAUAAUUAUGAUAUUGCCAUUCUGAUGAACAUAUUUAUCGCAUUAGACUCUGCUGUAGAACACAAACAAGUCAUGGCAUUGUUAUCUCUAUUAACAGUUGAGAUAGAUUGCGUCUUUAAUUGCGAGAUAUUGGCGAAACGAGACGGCCGAUGUAAGUAUCGCUGACCGUACGAGGCGAAUUCAGAAUCAACUUUUUACGAGCCCCUCGUAAAAGGCUCUCUGCUCUGGCAUGCUACCUGCUAAUUAAUUCCUAGUUUACGGCUCAUCGGCACAAAGAAAAUACCGCGGAAACUCACGAUCGUGAUUUCGAGCUUUGAAAUAUUUUAAGGUUCCUAAGAAAUAUUCGGCAUUACAUACAGGGUGUCUAGAAAAUCUGUUGGCACUCCCUAUAUUUUGGAAAAAAUUUUAAAUUAUAACAAAAAACUGUAAAAUGCGUGUUUAAUCAUUUCGAUGACUCACUUUUGUAAGAAAGUAGCUCCUCGAAAUGAUCGAACGUUUCAUAAUUUUGAACUGUUUCCGGAAUAUAGGGGGUGAGAACAGAUUUUAUGGACACGCUGUACAGACGUUAGAAAGGAUAACGAUUUUAUUAGACAAAAGAAAUUGCAUAGACGUUAUUUUACAGCUAACUCUUCAACAUUCAAACAAACUCAAUUGUUAUUGGAGUUAUAAUUUAGGACAUUAAAUUAGAACAGAUAGAAAUAGAAACAAAUUCAUCAUGAUAUAAAAAAAAGAACAUAAUUUUCAAGAUAUUUUUUUCGCGAUAUAUUAUCUAAUGUAGUAUUAAAUUACCACAUAAUAGAUAAAAUAAUAUUGAGUAAUUAAAGACUGAACGAGAUUAAAUUAUCGGAAAUAUUAAAUUAAAAACGUGUCGCAAUCAGAAAUUAUUCCACUCCAUUCACCAAUGAAUGUUAAUUGGACUCACAAUGAAACGCUCUUCCCCCCCCCCCUCUCUCUCGCAAUUUAUCCCUUUUUUUCCUCGUGGCCUUGCAGCUGCACCGGUCGCAUCGGCCUGGUGCAACAUGGGGAGAAACGCAUCCUUUGUGCGCACUCGAGUAGCCCGAGGAGCAGGCGACACAAAGAGAACUCGAAACGAAAUCGAAACGCGACGACGGAAUGAAAUCGAGCGUAAUGGCGGGAGUGAAUUCACUCUCCUCCUUUGGCGCUAACAAUCGUAGAGUAAGUCAGCGGUUAUUAAUGAUCGAGAAACGAGCGAGUGAAAGCGAGUCCUCGCGAUCGCGCUCGGCCUCGAAGGAGAUCGAUCUCGGACACAUUUUUCGACCAUUGUAUUCUGGGACCUCGCUAGUCGCGCUCAUUAUCGAGAUGCGAUGGUCGAAAGAGUACAACUGCGACUAUCUUUCAUCGGCGGGGGUCGUUCCAGUGACGGCGAGGGCGUGUACGACACUGUCACAAAACGGCGACUUUAUAAUAUGGCUUGUAGAAAAGAGGCGUUCCUGCGCUCGAUAAUGUUCCAGAUAGCAGAAGAUUGACCUUGCCAAUCACGAUGGUAAAGGCUUAAUUACUAUGAUUAGGGUGCCUACGUCGAUAGCAAUUCAAUGGAUAGUUUCAUAGCUGUCACCAAUAUUAAUUGCCCGUCACAAUGCCUCGUUAUAUUAAUAAAAGCAUAAAAUGAUUAUUGACUAUAGAACGUUAUUUAUAUUAUUGUAAUUGAAUGUUAGCAUCGAGAGCGCACGAUGAGUAACGCGGGGCGAGUAAAGAAUAUAAUUAAAUAAUCUAUAAUUAAAUUGGUGUCGCAGUUUUUUCGAAACAUACGCUAACAUAUCGUUUAAUUAAUAUCUCAGUGUCAUAUUGGAAAAAUGAAAAUUUGAUUUAGAAAAUAAACAUUGAUUUUUUAUUUUAGUUGUUUUUUUUUUAAAUAAAUGUUAUCGAAAUUUAAAUUGCAUCGUUUCAAAGUACAAAUAACUUAUGUCGCGCGAAAUAAUCGCGAAAAUUCGUCAAUAUCAAUUACGUGCAUCUGGCACGGACACGCCCAGGAAGGAGUUCUGCGAUCUGUAUAUAUGUCCCCGUUUUAUUUGUACGUUUCUAUUUCAAGGUAUAUUAUACCUUGCAUACGCGGGAGACUCAUUAGUGCGCUAUCGAUGACAAAAGGGCGCGACUGCGAUUUUUCAUCGCACGGUCGGUCAUUAACGAGACGUAUACGGAACCGUAACAAUGGCGGGCCGACCCGCGGAUAUUUAUGAAUUGAUAUGACGUGGUGCUUAUCGCUGGGGUCAGAUAAAUCACGUAGACGGCGUAAUUGUUACGAGCGAAAUGCGCACCGUUUGGGGUCUCGUUUCGCGACAAAUGACUUGUGGCGAAAUCGACGCGCGUGAAACGAAUGCUCGUAGAUCGAUUUAGAAGUCUGCGCUCGUAACACAGUUUCUUUUGGAUACGAUCGCAGAUGCGUUACGUUUUAAUGUUCGAAAAUAGAUGUGCCGCACACUUGCUUCAUAAUUUUACGAAUUAAGAACUUUACAUAUCUUGCAUUUACAUCAUGAAAAAUGGUUAUUUACAUAAGUUACUUUUUUAUAGUUAUAGCAUCUUGUUACCUACUCGUGUUAUCUACUAAAUUUUAUAUAAUUUUAUAUAAGACACUUGAUUUUUUAUCGACACUUGAUUUAAUUCUUCUAAAAAAUUAUAUUAAUAAAUUAUUUUUACUAUUAUUAAUAGUAAAAAAAAGUGUAAUUUAACAACAAGGAACUUAAUAUCCAAUAAUUAUGAUCUACAUUUUAUUUGUCUCUCUGCUCACAAUAAAUCUUAGUAAAAGUUGUUCAAUAAAAAAAAUAUUUUGUUACGUACUUAGAAACGAUCAUAUUACAGAAAACAUAAAGAUUAUUCGGAAGCUGAUAAAGUGCGAUUACAAUUCUAAGUAAGGUCGGUCUCUUGAAUUCCGUACCGUGAUCACAAGUAAUAAACCGCUGAUUGGUUUUUCGGUUGGAGAACUUUAUCGAGAGCAAUUCUCUCGGCAAACGAAUGACUCGCUCGUGGCAACGCGACAACGAGAACGCGUUUUGAAUUGACAUCCGUCGUUGUAACACGAGUUAUCGCAAACGUCAUGUGCAGAUAGUGGAUGUAAUCUGGACCGGAGGGUGUGACAAGCUUGUUUGGUUUUCCAUGGAUCCUCCAUACGUUCUCUUCUUAAUGACAUCCGAGAUCAGAAUUUGUUUACAAUUAAUUUGGAUUAUUGAGAGUAAUUAUUUUGAAAAUGCAAAAGUUUAUGAAAAAUAAAAUAUUUUAUAAAGUUCCUAACAGACGCGAAAAGUGACGAAGGAGGAGAAAAAUUCUUUUAUUAUAAUUUUUUUUAUCCGAUUUUGUAUAAAUAAAUUUUUCAUUAAAUUUAUAUACCUCAUUUUUUUUCAUUUCACAUUGUUUCAAUAUCUUACAGAAUAUCUUCUUUUUAUAGAAUAAGAACAUUUUACUCUUUUUCGCCUGUUCCAUCAGAAAUUCAAUCGGUGUCCUAGCGACAACGUUGCGUCGCGAUUUCAAUGCGCCACGUCCACGUCGAUGCGGAUGCACCGCGCUGUUUACGGCAUUAUUGUCGCCCGAUAAAGCUGGCCGUUGCAAAUGAUUAUUCGUGUGUGCGUAUCGUGUCUGUACACCAACGCAGUCCGUCCACCAGCUAUUGGAUGUACAUACGCCCAUAGAUAAGAUCGCGAUGCUAAGCUGGCUGGUGGAUCGUAUGAGGAAGCAGUUGAGAAUUUACGAGCUCGUUGCUGCCUUUUGCCACUUUUGUCCUCAAGUUCGUUGAACAAUUAUCUCAUAGGACUCUGGAGAAAGAAUAGCAUCAAAGAACAGUGACAGCGUUAAAUAACGAUUCGCGUUGCCAAAGAAAUCUCACGAAAUAGUUACCAAUAAUUCUUAUUAUUCUCCUGUUGCGACAAUUAUUAUAAAAAUAAUGUUUUGUAUAUGAAUAACAAAAUUUAAAGGUCAAAAAUUAAAAAAUAAUCUUAUAAAUUGUAAGAUGCACAUCGUACGUCUCACAUGCACUCAUUGUGUAAAGUAUAAAUUUUUUGAAGAAUUAAUUUUAAAACAAUCAAUUCUUUUCAUUACAACCGUCUCAUUCUGCGUGAUUAAUAUGCUCGGGCGACACGUGUUUUGUCGAGGUGUUUUGUCCCGGUCCAUGCCUCGAUUCAGCACACGCGCGAGUAACGAGAACGUUUCGCCUCGUCAUUGACGCUUAUUACGAGUAUCCGCACUUCUCGAGAGAUCUUUCGCGUGUCGCAUCUUGCACCGGUUUUCUCCGAGUUACGUGCCAUGCAUUCCUUUGACGCGCCGCGCACAAGGCGCGCGGUUCUUUUUUUUUUUGUGUAACAUGACGUUCGCCCUUUGUCGCGCGAUGCAAACGGUCAAGAUUUUCCGGUUGAUCGCAAAAUUGCGUGUCGGAUGAACAAGCGGCGCCAAUGCCUUAUCGUUAUCGCUACGCUCGAGUUUAUUAUAGGUGCAAGAUGAUUCGCACCUUACAUGCCCGCGGCGGGCGGCAACGGCUAAUCACUCGGCUGGUUAGAUAACGAACGGCGCGUCCUCGAACCGCUAUUGAGAGUUACUUACCUCCCCUCUCCCCCCCCCCGCGGGGAAUAAACUCUACGAUAAUUUGCUCUAAUUGAGUAAUGAAGUUCAUCAAAUUAACUCAUCUCUCUUACGGAUAAUUGAAUUCGUUUUGUCACGCUUUCACAAAGUUCUUUAUUUCACAAGUAUUUCAUUAUUAUUAGAUUGUUAUCCCUUUUGGGACAUGGAUUUCAUUGGUACGUCAAAUGGACGAAUAAUUCUGCAUUGUAGUUGCAACGGAAAAUUAUGUUUAAAGAUGUGCAAUAAUUCAAAAUCGAUAAAAAUAAUUUAUAACAUCCGAGUCGUUCGAAGUUCAGAUAGAAGAAGCUCGACAUUCUCCAGCGAAAUUUCUCGGACCGCUUCUAUGUUCCACUCGACGCUUGGCGCUCGGUCAAGAAUUUCUCCUGAAUAGACGAGAGAGCUAUUCGGAGGACAAUGCACUUCACCCAGGAGCACACCGGCAGCGCGCUAUCACCAUCCAAUUAUUCUCUCGCCGAGUUUCUCUUAAUGGGCCGUGAAAAAACUUUGUCUUUAGUGAAACAGAGGCGCUAAUAUUUUAUUAUAACAAUAAAGAGACUUGAAAAUGCGAUUUUCGCACUUUUACGGAUAAAGUAUUAUUUGAAAUUCACGUAUGACGAAGAAGAUAAAUUGAUCUGCGUUAUAAUCAAAUAAAUCAAGAAGUAGGAGAACCGAAUACUUAACAGAAAAUUUCUCAUUAAUUAUUAAUUUUGCGAAACUUUCAUACAUAUUGUAAGAACACGAUUUCAAAAUAAAUUCGUUAAAGUUAUGGCUCUAGAUAAAUGUUUCCAACCGCGAUUACACAGAGAAUCGGUGCGUAGUCGGCUAUAAAGAGAUGUGUCAAUCGCGUCGGCAUCAUAAACAUUUGCCGCGGCAAGCACGUGCAUAGCACGUUUCUUCAUUCUCGCUCACGCGAGCGUAACUUUCACACGAGACGUGCUCGCGCUCAGUUUCUCAGAGCCAGGGACCAGUCGAUCCAACGAGCCGGACGCAUUCAGAGCAUCAGACACAGGAUCGCCGCGGGGUGGGAGAACGAGACGAAAUGAGGCUUCAUGACUAAAUGCGCGGGGAGAGAGAUAAGAGAGAGAAAGAGAGAGAGGGGGGAGGGAGGGAGAGAGGGGAAAAAAAGAAUUUAAAAAAGGAAACAGACGACGUAGGAUGGGGCACUGGCCGUUUCGAAGCAGGACGUGCGUAUCAUGUCGUGCGUAAGGGCCCUGCGGGCAUAGCGGGUCCCCGUAGGAACUAUAGGCUGAAUGACUAUGGGGCCCCGGGAUGGCGUGACGCAGAGCUGUAUGCCAGUCGAUUGGGUCCAUCUCGCUCGAGACUAGUCGACUCGCGCAGCGGAAAGCCCUAUUGCACGACUUUGACAUUUAGGCCCUGCGCACGCUGGAGGAAUAUUAGAUAUUAGGAAUAGAAAUUGGAAUUUUACAAUCAGUUUUCUCAAUAAACCUUGUAAAUAAAUAAUUUAUCUUAUACGACGCAUUUUAUGUUUCACAUCUUUAUUCGUAUCUAUUGUGCGUUACGUUUAAUGUUUAUUAAGAAAAAGUACACUGAUUUGAAAAUUUUACUUCCCAUUCCUAAUCUAAUAUUUCUCCAUUAUGCGUAAGUCCUUACGUUUAUCUCGCAUAUAUAAAUAAUUGCGAGAAUUUGAUCAGAAGAACGGAAGAUUGUUAAGUGAGUAAGAUUCAAAGAGAUUUCAGAGAGUAUCAAUUUUUAAUAUUUAACAUAAAAUGUUCAAGUAAACUCUUGACAGUCUAGAUUUAAUUUUAAAACUCGACUUUCAAAGAUGAGAAAUCCAUGAUUGAAAUUAACAGCAGUCGCCCUUCAAAACUCUAAGCAAGAAGUUGAAGUGCGAUUCGGACUUAAGCCGAUCACGAAAGGGUUAAGAUCCAUAAGGCAGUCCACCGUGCUACUAACCAGCACAAUUCAUGAGAUUCACACGCCAUUAACUCUAGGACGAUUGCUAACGCGGGCGAAAGAAGAGCAGGCCGAUGAACGUGGGGUUGGCACUUUUAAUUUAUCGCUUUAUUAUGUACUACUUCGCGGGGGACUCGCAAUGCCUCGGUCAUUAGCGGCCAUAAAUACAAUGUAAUACCAUUGUGCGUGAUUUAGCGCACCGGCGGCGCGCGGCGCGCGGCGCGAGAUCCAGUUCAUGUAGAUUCGCGCGCGCGACCUCGUAUGCAAAUCUCAUCACUUGCGGAUGGCAUUAAGGACCGUCGAUAAUACGUUUACGAGUGUCGUUAAGAGCGGACUUUCUGCAAUCGCGAGUAAAUGUCAGCGAUCUUAGAGUCGCGAUUUACACAUCGCACCGUGAUUGCAGUUAGACCGGAUUGCCCCGAUUGGAAGACGUUCAGUUAAAUAUCCCUCCCUGUUUGCACCGCUAUUUUGUUUAUCGGCACAAAUAAUCCGUAUUACGCAAACGAAAAAUGUACAAAGUGUAUACUCGUUCAGCCGGUUUCCCUUUUCUAGUGUAUUCUACGGCAUUAUUUAACUAUCUUGUAAAUCUUUUGCAUUCCUUAUACGCACAUUUUUUGCCUUUUCAUUUAUAACAGAGUUGCAUGUAUUUCAAUAAAAUUGCGUAUCUUAUAAUUUGUAGAAUUAUAUUUGUGCGUUUCCAAAGUCUCUCUCUCUCUCUCUCUCUCUCUCUGCCUCUCAGUCACCGCGAUUAAAUUUUCUUGGCUCGUUGACAUAGACGCUUUCAGUAAAAUGGAUGUCAUCGAUUGCCUUGGAUGCACAUCCUCAUGAGCCGGCAUCGAGGGCCAGUACUUUCACGCCCCGCACGAGUCCUUUCUCGCCCCCGCAAUUUUUCAUUGCGCCCGACGUUUCAUCGAAAAGCCAUCGCAGAGGUUCGAUCGCCCAUUGCGAAACCGGGUGGUUUUAAGGGCGUUUUCAUCUGUCCACCGCGCCAUUGUCCACCGCGAAAUUAUUUAUAGGCGGAGGAUGACCAAACACAAUUUACACCGACGACUACGCGUCGCAAAAUGAGCGGCGGCGGUGUGGUCCAUUGUGCGCGUCGCCGUAAACGUCGAUUCUCGCGUAUUCUGCUAGCUGUGUAUGCAGUACGUGGGUAUGCGUGCGGUCUCGUUGCGUUUCUCCACAUGCAAUGCGCAUAUGUACGCCGACUCGCAAGGACAUAGUUGCACGGACAAUUCCAGUCUUGGAUUGCCGAUUCCCGAGGCGUGAAGAGUAAAAUCGUGACGGCGCGGAUUCAGUCGCAAGCUUGGGAGGUUUUGUGAUUCUCCCUGGUCGUUACGUUUGAAAUGUAAUGUGUUGUGCUUGUAACAAUAGACACACGACAUCUUAACCCUACUGGGGAUGAUGCACUUCCAAUAAUAAAAUAACGAAUUCGAGAUUGACUUUUAUCUAGAACGAACUUUGUAAGACGGUUAUUGCCCGAGUUUCUCAUUUUUAAUAAAUCUAUGUAUAUUCUUGAUAAUAAAAUGUCAAUUGAAUUAAAAUCGAAUUAUGUUAGAAUUGCAAAUUGAUAUUACAUGGAAUUAAUUUCACAUAUUUCACGAAGUGAUGCGAACUUGUUUACAGAUAUAUCGAUUUAUAUGAUAUAAAUUUAUUAUUAGAUUUUAUUUUAGCUGCACGUACGAGAGACUGCGUGCGUCACAACCGAGUAGAGAAGUUUAAAAUAGACUUUUAUACAAACGCUGUUCUAUCUACAGCUCGAACAAAGACGUGUUCAUUCCGCAUACGCUACAAUACAAGCUCGCGUUCGAUACGUCGCAGCUUCACCUAAAUAAGCGAGGUACGGCUAAAGACCCAAUCACGCAAGCGCGAUUGCCAAUUGGAUUGCGAUUGACGAUUAGUGAUUUACAAUUACCCUCACAGCACACUUGUGACGUGACCGUUAUAACCUCGCGAUUGGAACGUAAAAUAUCUAACAAAAUGUCAAGCAAUAUUAAUCGAAAAUUGUCGACUGUGAUAUUCGUUAUUCCUCUGAAAUGAAAAAUUGUUAGGAUAUGCGAUUAACAGGAAAAUGUGACUGCAACUGUUACGUGAUUAAAUUGCAACACUUUACUGGCUACGAUUGGUUGCUAACUGCGAGUGACGAUUAUAGAAUAUUUUUUAAACGGCAGUCACUUAUCUCGGUCGAUGACCUCCUUGCUCGGUUUGAUUGAAAGGUAAUCGCCACUAAUUACAAUCGCAAUCCCGUUAAGGCCAAAUCACACCAGCGAUUGCCGAUCGCUGGUGUGAUUUGGCCUUAACGGGAAGAGAAUCGUUGAGAACGCAUUGUAAUUCGAACAAACGGAUUCCUAAAUAUCGACAUUCGGAGCGCGAGCCCAAACCGCUUGUGGACACGACCGCUAUUGUUCGCGCGACCAUAAAUUCACGCGUAUAUUCGCAACUAAUCUCUCGCUCUCCAGAGAGUUGCACAUUUGGGACGCCACGGUACAUAACAUACGUACCUGUGCAGCGCUGUACAUGACAGUGCAUAAAUUCGAAAGUCAUUUGUCACGUGAAAGUCGAAACAAGCACACAUUUUCUCUUUCCGUAUUUAUACUUUCCCGAUGUUGAUCCUAGGGAUAACGUUUUCCCCUAAAACGCUCGAAUGUGCACAAAUAUUUUGGACAAGAUUUGUAUUCUGUGCGCGGCAGUUAUUUUUCAGGAUCAUAAAUUACAAAAAGCUUUUAUGGCGAAUCUCUCGACAGAUUCAAAUGCUCUUUACGAUAAAAAAAAAAAAAAAAAAAUCUUCAAGAUAGAAAAGAUAAUUGGAUAUUGGACUAUUGAACGAAAUAUACAAUUAUAAUAAAUUGAUAUAAAUUAAUUUAUCUCGGAGAUAUUUAUAUGACGAGAAUCAUUCCGCGUGUAUCAAGUUAAUAGAUUUACAAUUUUCUCUGGAUAUUCUUUGGAUACAGAAUUUAAAGAUAACUGAAAUGACUUAGAAAUGCGCAUGACGAGCCAAAUCGACCACAUUAAAUUAUUUAAUCGUAAGUGAGAUUGCGCCAAAUCGAUCCUAUCAAUGCGGCAAGAGCCGCAUUCCUUAAUAGUGCAUAAGAGAAGCGUCUGGGAAAGUCCGACUUGGAAAGCACCGGAAUGUCAUGCACGUUUUAGUUCAGCGCUAAGUCAAUGCACUCGUAAAUAUUCCAUCGGACUGGUACGCCGAUCAAUUGCGAGUUCCUAAGCACAAGUGUUACGCUCAUCGGAUAUUCCAUGAAAACUUUGCCGCGCUUGUUACUGCAUUGACUUGGAUAACUUUGGCUCCCAGCAGUACCGCGCUUGUGACCCGUUGCACCUGCACAGUUUGUCAUUAAACCAUAGAAGGUUCUAUACUCGAUAGCUUCGAUGCAUUAAUUAAUUCUUGGCGUUGAACAGCGGGGUAAAUUAAAUUUCCUAAAUUGUCUACGAAGAAAUAUCUUCAGUAGACAAUUUAUAUUUUUCGUAUUUCGAGACUGUGGAGAAAAACUAUUACGCCAAAUAAGUCAAUUGUCUUUUUUUUUCUCUCAUACGGACCACCAACAACGUUCGACGGAUGGAAUUCGAUACGUUAUGCGAAGCGCAUACACAUCACGGAUGGUAUACAAAUGAGUAAAAGGUGGGCUUUCGCAGCGUUGAUACGGGAACAACACAGAAUGGGCAGAUGCCGCCGUUUUCUCCGCUCGAGUCUCUUCCGCUUCGGAUAGCACGUUUGCACGUCUAAUUUCCGUCCGAAGCCAUUUCUGUUUUAAUAAAGCCGUUCCUUUUCGUCCUGUCGCAGCGCCGACGAACGAUUCCCGUUUUGCCACGCACGAAAUGAAACGCGAAAGAAAAGUUCGUGCUCCACUGUUUGACUUAAUCAAAGGCCGCAUUGUCAAACCGCAUUAGAAUUAAAUCCCGACGACGAGCGGCACUCGUGUUGUUGUGAAUAAAGAUAAUAAAAAUUAAAUCGAACUAUCGCGAAUACAAAUACUCGUGAUGAUAAAAAUAACAAAAGGGUCUAUCAUAAUUCUUGUACUAAUGAAACUUCUUGUUAAUUGAAAAUAUUUAAUUACUUAUUAAAGGUGUGAGAACGUAUUUUAAAAAAUUAAAAAAGUAAAUAUAAGCCAAUAAUCAUGACAACAGAUGUUAAACAUUCUACGCCCACGCGAUUAGAUACAUUCCUAAAUUGAAUUAGAAAUCGAAAAAUAAAAGCUGUUGCAUCCUCUCAAGAGACGCGCCGUAUAUAAUUUUUAGACGUAAAUUUUCAGAUAGCAUGUUUUAUGUAAUCGUAGGCAACACGAACGUUAGACGUUAAAGACUUUUACAAAGAGUCAGUAAGGCCAAAUGAUCGAUGAUAUUGCUAAACGUUGGCGGUAAGAUCGGAUUUUCCAUGAUUUAUUCAAGUAAAAGUGUCACAUUAUGGUCGUAAACCAUCGAGCGGGAUUUCCCAUAAAUAAUCGAGGAAGUCUUAUGGAAGAUGCGGAGUCGAUUUUGAAUAGGACGCUGAUAUCUCUAAGUCUAUUCUUGCUAUUAAAUAGUAAGGAAUUAAUGAGAAACGUCGAGAGAGAGGGAGGGAGAACCCGGAUUGGCGUACAUGUAUAAAUAUCAGCGAGGCGUUCAAUCCGCUGGGAAUGCAUUUAAUGGCAUCAAUUUACAACGUUUAUUGCUUCUUUUUCUAUUUUAUAUCGCGAGAGAGAAAUCGAUGUAAUUACGGGGAGUUGAACGUUAUCUUUAACCAGACUGCGAUAAAAUUUUCUGAUAUUCUUAAACACCGUCUUGGUGAAAAUUUACGUAAAGAGACUCAAGUAGAGCUUCGGCGAAUGGCCAACCGUGGCCAGCUCUAUUUCAAGGAUCUUCGGUGGAGCGAGUACUCAAGGCGAGCAUGCAUAAGUAAUUAAUUACAGCGUUUACAGGAAAUCGCGACACGCUUAUGUAAGCUCCGACAUCACCAUUUUAUCCUCCAGCGCACCUCGGAUUUCCGGAUAGAGAUCCGCGCUCCGGAUUCUAGUUGAAAACAUUCCCCGCGAAGAUUGAAACCGUAAUAAAACGUUUCAAUGUGUUUUCGAUUUCUACAGGAACGCACAAAAGUAAUCUUUACAGCUGUGAGAUGCAAUGUAACAUUAUUUCGACUCAACUUUUUCAGAGUUUCCCGAAGCUGAAGGAGUUUUAUAACGUUUAAGACAGUUAGCUCAUAAAUCUUAAUUAGGUAAAUAGGUUGACUAUCGUCAAUCAAUUAAAGUCAUUUGAAAGCUGAUCUACUUUUUCUCGGAAGUUAUUGCGUAGCUGUACAGUUACUCUUCACACGUAGAUGCUGGGAUCGGUGUUUUGUUAUCGUGAAAUUAAUGGAUCGGCAAACCGAACGGUCGUAAAAUUGAUUGCCGCUCGGCUAAACCUCGCGAAUCUCGUUUCGUGGUCGCGCGGAAAGACCACGCGACUCUGAAGAAAGCACUAAACCAUCGCGUUGCCCGCAACGAGUUUUCACCGUCACACGACUCGGAUGGGGGUGGGGGCGGGGGAAGAGGGACCUAAAGGAAUCGCGCGGCUUCUUUCUCCUAAUGAUGCCCGUGUCCACGACGACGCGGCUUCCUGCUCGACGACUCCUGCGGCUUCUUUUGCUUCUUUCGUUCGGCAAGUCCGAUCGCAAGCACAUCGAGGUUUCCCACUGACUCCCGCUUGUGGAGAAUUCCAAGAAGGGAGCAAGUAUUGCGACAGCUGUCGGAAAUGGAUAAUUUUUUUUUUAACUAUUUUUCUUGUAAAAAUCCAUCCUCCUUUCUUUAUAGAUCAAUGAUGAAGAUAUCACUGCAGAUGCUUGGAUUAAUUAUGGUGGAAAAUACUGGUAGAAGCACUAAUAGGAAGAUAAAUACAUAACUAGAAUCUUUCAAUCAGCCUCGAGUGACUUGAAAUGAGAACGUUUAACCAGUGAGGUUGCACUACAGAAAGCAUUCCAUGUUACGUGUCAAUGUGACUAGGCAAGGCCAUCAAUCUUUUAAAAGUGCUUGCAUUAUGCUUAUCUCAAGGCACACAUUAUUGGAUUAUUAUACCGUUGUACUGGAGUUCGUAAUACAGCGCGGCAUUGCACGCGUAGUCGAGACAAACGUUGAAAUGCAAACGUUUAAAAUUAUCAAGCGUAUAAGUGAAAUUAUCCAUUUUUAUCCGACGAAAUAAUACCUAAGCGUUUUAGAAAUUCUACCCUAUCGAGUAUCUCGACAUCGUUGGCGUUGCGCGUAUAAACGAUGUUAAGCGCAAGGGCGUAAAGGUUCACGCGGAUUAAACGGGCACCGAAUUACUCGACACUUCCUGGCAGGAAGCGCCGCCGCGCCGCACCGUUAGGACGCGUGCUAACUGUGUAUUCGCGGCUGAUGAAACCUACGGCGCCAGGUCUUGGCGACAGGUCAAAUGCCACGCACCAAUGGCUCCUUUUUCGCAUAUCCGCGCGCGCGCCAACGCGAAUUUCCUUUUGGCUCGGCUUCGGCCCGCUCGCCGCGCCAGCUCCGACCAGAUAUUAGAUACUACGUGUUGUACUACCGGCCAUACGGUAGGUCAGUCACGUUAUGCAAGGAGCGUGGGAUCGCCUGGCGCCGUUACGGGAGCGCGUUCUCGGCACGCCACGUGCUUAGGACGCGGCGCGAUGCGUAAACUUGAGCCGAAAGAAAUUUUCCAUUUACAUUCCGCUUGUCGCAUCAUUCUUUCCUUGUACUCGGAUUCUUUUCGUCUGGAAUUAAUAAAACCCUCCCGAAACUGAAUCGAGAAACCCUGAGUCUUUCAAUCGUGAGCGGCGAGAAAAUGUAAUGGGUUUCACUCGUUUCUAAGCUAAGCUUUCAAAGACAAUAGACAGCAGAAGUUUCUGAUUUGCGAAAACUUUAAUUUGACUUUAUAACAUUUGAAAAUCAACUCCGCGAAGGUAUUUACGUGAAAAAAAAAGAAAGAAAAACAUUGGUGCCAAGAUAAUCAGAGAAUCAUGGAUAAGAGAUUCGUUAGGUCCGGAACAUUCCGUAUAAUACAGUGCGAUUGCGGAAUCGCAACGCCCAGGAAAUGCUUGACGCAUUCUAGAAUGCAGGCAGCACGCUGCACCGUACGCAACAUUCUCGUAAAAAGUAUUGCGAGAUUUCGCUGGUUACGCUGGGGUGCUGGGAAAUUUAUCUGCUUAUGUAAGUCGCUGGAACUCGAGUAUUAUAGUACGGUUAAUUUGCGAGUGUUCGCUAUUCUGAAAACAGCUUUUACACCGUGUUUAAAAUAUUGCCGCGUAAGCGAGAAAAAAGGAUCUUUAUGUAAAUUAUUCGUGCUGCCUUUAUCCUUUCAAAGUAGUUCAACCAAAACGUAAAAGUAUAAAAUAAUUAUCAUGCUUAUGCGAUUUAUAUUCAAGCAAUUAUAAUAACUGACGUAAUAUAAAAUAUUUCUUGAAAUAUAUUAUGCAGAUUAUAAACAGUACGUGCUCAUUAUGUAACAAUAUACUACACGUAUAAUUAUAGGAUUGUUAUAAAGCGCUUGCAACUUUGUGAAAUAUGUAACGUUGUGUUCUGAGAAAAGAAAUUGUGGUGAAAGCCUUGCAAAUGUUAUUACGGCGUUAUCGCUAACGGAGAAAUUGCAUAAAAUAAAGACAAAGAUUUUAGUUCCUGAAAUCAUGCAGAAACCGGAUAAGAAACUUUCUCUGCACGUUACACGUCGUUUAAUCGACCUCGAUAUUACAAUCGGCGAUAUAGAAACUGCUAGCUAUUCGUUAAGUCGAUCGAAACUGUCUCGAAGUUUGCCUGGUCGAAAAAUAAAUAGUUCGAAAAAUAUUUUACGUAUAUAAAUUGAUUUUUUAGUGAAAGUUUCACAUAACGAGUUCGCAAGUGUCAAGUUUCUCAAGAGAAUAAUAAUUAUUCAGAAGAACGUAAUUUAUCUCGUAUUAUCUUAUUAUGCCGUGUGGGCUUCAUGAUUGUUUUCUUUCACGCAACUCGAAGUCAUGCUACUCUAGAGCGCGGGAAACAAAAACGGGAGUGCACACAUGUUGAAUAACCACUUAUUAUGAGAGGGUGCAAUCAUUUUCGCAGAUAAAAAUAUAGGAAGAAAAGUAGGAAUUUUAAUUUCGCAGGAAGAGAGGAAAAUUUUCCGGAAGAAUAAAAGUUUCAAACUUCAAGAGAAAAUCUAGUAACGUAGAACAAUCGAGUGCAUGAGAAAGCCAUGAGGAAUUUACAAGAUAGAGCACGCGCAAAGAUUACUCAACUUUCAAACAUUCUGAGAACAAGAUAAUAAUCAGAAACGAUCAAAAACUGACAAAGUUUUGUAAUUAUAGGAUGUAUAAACAUUUUACUAAGAAUUUCACAUUAUAAAGAUCAUGAAAUGGAAUAAUAAAACCUUUUAGGACAGGAAAGGUAAUCUAUAAUAGCUAGAAUGAUAAAAUACAAAAGAUCGACAAAAAAAAUAGAGAAAUAUGUACGUUAUCGAUAUUUUCAUCUAGAUGUUCCUAUAUCCGAUAUUCCUAUAACGUCCAAUUCUUACUAAAAUUCAACCCAAAUGGGACAGCGCAAAAAUUCUAAAAUAUAUAAAGAAAUUAUAAUUACAGAUAAUACGUAUGUUUAUUUUCCAGCAGCCUUUUGAAAAACGGUACGCUCAUUAAUUUACUAUUUUUGAUAGACAUGCAGAGUAAAAGUAGCGUGAAAAUUUAUUCAUCCAUAUAUUUUCCAUUCAUUUUCGAUACCUAUUUUUAUCAUAAAAAUUCACUAUAAAAAUAGGCACGAUAUUCGAGUGUUUUUAUUUUAUGGUUCAUAUAUCUCGUGUCUCGUGACAUUAUAUGCUCAUCGUUAGAUCUUAACAACGGAAGAAUCGAUUUGUAAAGCAGCGCGAUUAUAUUCAUGAGACAUUAUGGACGAUUAUACUCAGCGGAAGUUACGCACCGUUUGAGUACGUGACUAUUUUAGACACCGGAAUUAAAAGUCGGCGUCUCUCCUCUCGCGUGCCUUAAUUAUGUAAUGGCCAGCUGUUACGAGAACAGUAAUUCGCGGACGGACAUUGUAACCAGUUAUUAACCCAUGAACUCGUGCCAUGCGUUUCUUGAUGAUUCGAUUGCAUAUAUAAAGAAUUUCAUUAAACAGGAGGGGAGUUAAUGCGUUCCCCCUUAAAUUUAUAUACUCUUACUCGCGCAUAAUUUAUGAGAACAAAUGUUAAUAGCGUUUAACCGAAUGUAUUAUUAAAUUCACAUAAUAUUUUUUGAAAUUAUAAUAUUCACCGUUUAUAUUGACGUUAAGAACCUUUCAAGCGUUUGAUCAUUAAAUUUUGAUCAUAAAUUAAUGAAAAUAAUUUUCAUUACAAGUACAAAUAACUCAUAACUGCGAUCGUCACCUUAUUCGUUCGAGUUGAUCUUCGAUUCGCAAAGCUGAAAAUAUUCGCAGCCUAGUGGCCUGAAUAUAUGUUAAGAUACACCGCGCGAACGCACGGGAGGGGCAUGCACGCGCGAAUUAUUAGAAGACCCCCUGGGGAAUUUAUCGUUUCCGCCGUCGUGAACGAACGAGGAGGCUUGUUUCUCGCGCGUGACGCGCGAAAUGUGUUGCGCGCCUCCGGGCGAAAAUCGAGAUUAAUUCGAAAACGCGCGACGAGGAGAACCCGGCGUCGGCGAUUUACGGCGCGCGGCGUAAGCCGACGUUUAAUUAAAACGGAAUCGGGGCCCUCCGCCCGACAGAAACGCCAUGUCCCACGGCUCGAACACGAUCCGACGGUAUUUUCGAAGCGAGGCCCUUCCUCCUUUGUACACAAGCGCGUCGUGUCCGCGAAACUGGUUUGCGCCGAAUAAUUAUUCCCUUCCAGGUAAACGUGCUUUAUCUUGCUAUGUGGGUCCAGCGAGUAACUGCAGCUCCGGGCGCAUCUCCGAUUUGCAGCUACGCUACGCGGUAACUGCCAUAUUUCCGAUGCAAACGGACGGCGCGUCAAGUCAGCUAGGUGACAUCGAAGGAUCGGUUUCUAGUGGAACGGAGAAAAAGGAACAGGCAGGGUCGUUACUCUCGGCGGAUGACGAGGCAGGAGUUCACGGGUCUUCGCCGGAGUGAACGUGACUCAUCCGCGCGCCCUAAGGAGAGAACUAAGAACGUAGUGCGGAGGAAAGCAAUGCUCUCUAUGUCGAGGCUGGACUCGAGAGUACAUCCGGACGCGAAAGUCGAUUCACGCUCUUGGAUUGCGUCCGACGGCCUUGAACGUGCACUGCCCAUCUGCCGCGAUUCUUCACAGUAUCCGUCGGGAUGCACCGUGCUAGAGUGCCAGUUCGAGGCCGAUCGACCGGUGGCCCGGAUCGUCCAGGUGCCCGCCGACAUCGCAGCGACCGCUCGGAAACCGUCGUCCGACUCGUUCUUGAGAAUGACACCACGACGCGAAGACGUAAAGCAGCGGAUUGAUUCGAGCGACAUCUGUUCUCAGAAACAGAUGACUGAUAAAUUCGUAUUACUCCCAGCAUUCUGUACGUUAAAAUCGCAGGAUCCCAUUGAUGAUGCAGCUCGGGCUGGUAAAAUGAAAGUACCAGUGCAAGUUGUCGCCCCUGCGAUUCUGGAGAUCGACAAGAGCGAAAAGCAACUCGACACUUCCACUUUCAAAGUAUUAACAUGUUCGUCGUCAAAAAACUAUCUAAGGGCACCUUAUCGUAAUGAAAAAUCGCCUAAGCCAAUGACUUUUAUUGAAUGCACUACAACACCCAAAGGUCCUUUGGCUAGGAUUACUCAGUGCUCAAGCAAGGCAACAGAAGAGGGAAUUAAUUAUUACAUCCAUUUAGGAUCGAAAUUAGGAAAGAAAGAUAGUUCUCGUAAAAUUAGUCAACCAGUAACUGAUCCCGCUAAGAGGAUAAUUGCUGCUAAGAAAACAAGCUCUAGCAAACGGAUUCUUUCGGGACAAGGUAUUCCAUGUCAAGAUUCGAAACUGGAAGGGACACCCCGUUCCCCUCCAGACCGCGAAUGUUCAGGUAAAGCAGAUUUGAAAAUCGAUAUUUCGCUUCACCCAAAGAUGAAAGAUCCACUUUCUCAAAUAACACGUAAGAACGGUCUAGAAGACCCAAGUUCCUUGAAGAAAGUUUCGAGAACAUCCAAGAGACGAAUUGGUCCAUCCAGCUGCCAGCCAAUCCAACCGGCUAAGGAUAUUUACAGCGACUUCCUUUACAUAAAAUCUUCGACACCGGAUGCAGUAUCUUUGCCUAUAGAAAUAUGCAUGACGCGAAAACGUCUUGAUGAUCAGCAACUUCAACGUUUGACUUCAGAGCAAAUGUUACGAACUAAGCGGAUAGACUCCAAGAAGUCGGACAAAGUAUCCCCGUGUCAGAGAUCAGCAGUAGCCUCUGGGCGUGCUUGCUUAAUUCCUGAGAGAGUUUCUGAAGAUACGUCGCUCAGCUCGCACGAGUUGCUCGCUAGCUACAAGAAUCAUAUUCCAGCCUAUCAGUUGGAAAGAUACGAAGCUUGUCGCACCAAAAGAAACGGUCUUCAGGACGAAUGCAUCCCGCCGUUUCUGCGAACCAUACUGAAAAAAGAGGAAUUCAAACGUACUUCGGACAAAUGUACCGAACGUAAACAGACUGUAGAUAAAUUAGAACAGAGUGAAAUGACUAUUAAGAUCAAAGUGGAUCGAUGAAUCA